AUGUCCAUUAAAAACACAAAAGGCUCCCCUUGUUUAGGUACAACAGCUAUAGCAAAAGCGUUUCGGGACUACUUUGAAGGACUGUAUAAUCUUAAUGAAUCUGACCCCAUAGCAUCUACACAUGAUAAAUCUCUUAAACAUAAAAUAGCAAAAUAUUUGGAUGGCAUUGGGAUCCCUUCUUUAUCAAAAGAGCAACAAGAAUACUUAGAUCGACCAAUCCAAACGGAGGAAAUUACCAAUGUUAUUAAUCACUUACCUAACGAGCACAGAGAGCAGGUUAAGAAGGUAUUGGUUGAUAUGUGUCUUUCUCCCCUGCCUGCUGCCCAGUCCAUCUGUCUGACAUCAUGUGCUCUGCUGCUUUUUACUGCCUCCCCGGUGGGCUCCUCUGACUCCCAGAACCGAUGGAUUCACAAUUACAAGCACCUGGAAGGGGAUGUGCGAUGGAGACGUCUUUUCUCAGCCACUGGUUUCUUUUUAACCAUUGACAGGAUGGGUAAUGUGAAGGGCAUUCGAAGAUACUUCUCUGACAGUAUACUCCAAAUCCACUCUGUGAGUGUGGGAAUAGUGGCAAUCCACUCAGUCAGCAGUGGCGUCUAUUUAGCUAUGGACAGGAACGGGAAGGUUUACGGGAGGAAAGACUAUGGCCCAAACUGCAGAUUCCAUGAACGGAUUGAGGAGAAUGGAUAUCAUUCUUAUUCUUCUGUAAGGUGGCGUCACCAUGGCCAUCCAAUGUAUCUGGCCCUCAAGGGGAAUGGGAUGGCACGAAGGGGAAGCAGAACUCGACGCACCCAUCCCUCUUCACACUUCCUUCCUUUACCUAUUUGAU
Bombina bombina (fire-bellied toad) is the source of this 826-nucleotide messenger RNA. RefSeq names its product fibroblast growth factor 22 (gene FGF22). Lineage: Eukaryota; Metazoa; Chordata; Amphibia; Anura; Bombinatoridae. The record is from RefSeq and is a predicted model, not a curated record. Bases 1 to 825 code for a protein of 274 amino acids. Gene Ontology annotation, cellular component: cytoplasm. Gene Ontology annotation, biological process: fibroblast growth factor receptor signaling pathway; animal organ morphogenesis; positive regulation of gene expression. Gene Ontology annotation, molecular function: growth factor activity; fibroblast growth factor receptor binding. The transcript is spliced from 5 exons.